GAUAAUCUGUUAUUAUUGAUCGGAUGUUUCUUUAAAGCCACGGGCGACCGCCUUCAUGGCACGUUAUGUAUGAAUGUCUGUGCGCCGCGAGCUUUCUAAGGAAAUAAUCAUUAUAUAUGGGGUACAUAUCCUCUUUGGUUUGGUUUAGCCUGCCUGUGAAAGGUGACCUCAAAAAAUCAAACAGCCACCGAAUGACUUCAGGUACCAUAUUCUGUAAUUAAGUUAAUUGUGUUUUUAGAUGUGGAUUUAGAGCAAGAAUGCUUUGUGCUAAGAUCUUAAACGGAGCUUAUUCUCAUUUGUUCCACUGACUAGAUUGAAUAAGCUAGCGAGGAAACAAAUCCACAGUCAAGAAACUUGAUCUUCGCCGCUGUUGUCUACAAGCACUGUGGAUAAAUAAGAGGAUCGUAGUCGUCGACAAUUUGCGGUUUAGCGGCAGUAACAGCGAUCGAAGUUCUUCAGUGCAUGUCCAAAGAUUGUGGAUUUUGGCAAAUUAUCUCAAGACGCGAGGAACAAACGCUUCAUUCAACUAUGGGCUCAUUGAACCAUGAAUUGCAGCUCCUACAAGGCAAUCAUUUUCCCGAGGACUCCGUGGGAAGUACAGAAACCCAAGUACUUCGAAAAGAGGGACGGAUAUCGCGCAAACUCCUCGUAUUUGCUUUUACGGUAGUGACGACUGGAAUAAUAUGUUUGGUAGUCGGCAUUGCAUUUCUACGUAUGAAAGAAUCGCAAAAUGACAAUUUAUUAUCCGCAACAGUAAGCCCAAACGAGAACACGCCACCUCAAAAUAACGAGUGCUCGAUUCAAACAUCGGUGACCCCGAAUUUCACCGAAAGUUGCAGCUUCUCGCGGGAGUUCAGAGAAUCAGGUAUUUAACAAGAAUAGCCUUGUUGUUUUAAUUAAUCGUUUGUUAGUACUUUGGAGUGAAAAAAAACACAGACCACCCACUACUACGAACAACCAGGUCUCUAAUCCGCUUUUAUGAGCAAUUGAUUACGUCUUUUACAAUUCAAAUAAAGCCAUCACUUUUGUAAUAACUCUUAACGGAUAGCUCAUGUCGUUUCGGCCAAUUAGGUGGUCAAAGGUCAAAGCCAAAAAAGAAUUUUUUGCAAGCGAAAAAUGCGAUAGAUCUUCCGGAUUUUCAAAUUUACGAGAUUGUUUUGAUGAUUUCUGUGAUUUAUAAAUCUUGUCAUCUGAUGAAAAAAAUUAAAUAUUCAUUUUCUGACUGCAAAGAACUCUGUUAAUGGAGAAAAUUGAAAGACUAUUGAAAUGAGGAUAAACUUGUUAUUUUAUAAAUUGUAUAAGGCACUUUUCACAUUUUGUAAACGUUUUUCUAACAAAGAAAUUCAAGAGGAUUAGUUAGAAGCCAUCUAAAAUCACUAAAAUUGAGUACCUCUAGCGAAACACUCGCUAAUAAAUGCAAAUUUAAUAACCUUUUCAUGUCCUCGAGCAAGAAUGUCAAAAAAAUGAUGAAAAAAUCAACAAAGCAAUGAUUACUUUAUUCGAUGGUCAAAACAAAUUAGCGACUCUUGCUAUGAAGUGUAAUAGUUAAUGAACUCAAACGGAGACCUUUUUUUCACCCUGGAGUUUCAGCGAUUAUACACUGAGGCACGAAUUUUGUAUUUCAGUAAAACUGAUUCCCCAUACAGAAUAUUUUCUUGAUAGCAAACAAAUAAAAGUCGUUGCGUGUUGGCCCAAUAGUUUAUUAAGUUUAUCCUAGGAACCUUGGAGGGACAUUUACGUGACUGAUGAGAGUCAGGAAGAUUUUGCGCAAUCUCUGAAAGUCCGGAGGAAAUCGUCAAAAUUAAAACGGGACUUCAUAAGUUUUGGAGAAAAAAAGCCAAAUUUGUGCCAUUUCAGACUGAAGAAUGAAUAAAAAUGCUGGACUUAUCACGAUGAACAUCACCAAAAUAAAUCGGAAAGGAAUGGUAAAUGUUCUAUCUUUGAAAACCUUCAUUAAUCGUUGAAAAUUCCGUUCAGCUUAGAAUUAGUAUUUUUUUUGUCUUUUUUGAAACAGCCAUUACAAAAAUGAUCGCAUCGCUUUAGCUUUAAGGCCGAGUGACCUGACCUUUCUCUUAAGUGUUUUUGACUGAGAAAAUUUGGUUCAUAAACACAAGAUAAAACUGGGAAAACUGUACUUAGUAAGACAAACAACAGCGUACGGUAAAAAUUGAGCCACACGCAAAAGCCGAAGCUUUCAUUUCAGUGAUCGUACGAUUUCGUCUUCGUUCCGCGAGGAAUUAGGAAAAAUUUAGUCCCCCAAUACAGCGUAAUAAGCAGCACCAUUUAAAUACAGAAAAGUACUAGAGUGAUAAAGUAAUAAACAGCACCACAGGAAAAUGUUGCUGAAGAAGUUUUUAUUUGAAUUGUCACAUUUGAAAAUUUUGUCCACAGACUCUUAAGUUAGAACCACCUUGUACAGCCGCAUAAUAAACAGUACCACAGGAAAGUACUGCUCAGUAGCUUUCAUUUGGAUAAUUACAUUUAAGUCUUGAUCCACAGGUCGACUCGAAAGUUAGAAAUCAAUUUUGCAGAGCAAAGAUAUUUCAAUAUACAGUAUUGUACAAGUACGUACAAUCUUUAAUAGCUUAAAAGGCGUAAUAAUGCAGCAAAAAUGAUUGAAUGAAAUUUUAAAUAAUUCGUUGGGAGAAUUUCUUGACAACGUAAUUGCAGCUUAAGUAACACGAAUUAGUUGAAAAACAGUAGGAACAAAAUCUCGUGUUGUACACAAAUUUAAGCUUCCACUUUUUAAGGCAAAAUUGCGUGAUUACUUAAGGGUGUAAUCACCUACAUUUCGCUGCAGCCUAUGUAAUAUAUAUACAGAAGAAUACGACUCAGUGUGCAUUCCUUGUGAAUAAUCGCUCAUAGCAAUAAUGACCAAUUGAAAGUAAUUGCUGCAGACUUAUUAAUCAAUACCAAAUUACGGGUCGGAAACCGAAUGAUUAAUGGUAGUGGCUGCUUCAUGGCGAAAUUAAUGGAAAGAAAAGUCAUUUUCAUUAAGUGGCAGAAACUAUAAAUCUGGAGAAAAGAAUCGCAUUUUAUUUUCAAAAAUACUGAAAAUUGAAUGAUGCUAUGUAAAAGUGCGGAUGAAGAGAUUUCGCCAGUGAACGAUCACAUACCUUAAAACAACAAGUCUUUCAGGAUGAUCGAGUCAGAAAUGGCUACUGAAGAAGGCCUCGUUGUACAUGGCUUAAACCGUGGCUGAAACUUCAAAUUUUAUAUUAGUUAAGAAAUUUUGAGGAAAAACAAAUAGUGCCGAGCACAUGUGUCGAUGAAAAGGCCGGAUUUCACUGGAAUGGUCGACCAUCAGAAGAUUUUGUCUGUCUAAAAAGCCAUGGUCUCUUUAAUUAUGGACUCUAUGAGUGCGAAGUUAAAAACGUUAAGAGUGAUAUAAAAAGUUAUUAUACAGGGAAUUUUUACCGAACCAAAUAGAAAAUUUCCUGAUUUCAAAGAUACGGAAAUGUGUGGCUGGUAAAGUUUUAUUUGAGUGUACGCAUUACAGGGUUUUGACAACGGAACUACUGUAACUCAAAAGUUCGAAAUCAAUCUCUUUUUCUGACGGGCACAACAAUCUGUUUUAUACUGAUAAAUUUUUACGGAACAGCGAGCAGACAUUUGUCAUUGUAAUGACGGUAGUGACUAAAUAGACCUAUGUUUUAGCUUCUGUGAUAUCCAAUAUGUAUGACAAAGAAAAAGUAAAAUAGUUUUGUUACCAAGAAUGGGAAGCUUGCCGAUUUUAAAAACCGCAAAAUCGUAUUGAACAUCUUGCCAGACAACGGGACAAUCGAAAUUUAAGAACUUUGGCGCCCGAAUAGACAACAAGGAAGCCGAUUAACAACCCAAAUCCCAAAUUUAACUUGUAUCUAUAAUUUUCCACUUGAAAAAGAAUGAUGAGCAAUCACAACCUAAUCAUUACGCAGUUACUUUCUAUCCAGUAGGAAUAAUAUAAUGUUGUCUACAUUCGAAAUAAACUCCUCAUUUAUCAGUUAGAAACACCUUUUUAAACCUAAGCUCUUCUUUAGAUCUUCUCAAGUUCAUUUUCUGUUAUGCUUUCUUUUUUUCUUUUUUUUGAACUUACUGCAAUAUCAAAUAUUUCUAGGUAUGAUUUCAUGAGUGGAUUACUCACUUUUAUAAACCGCAGGGUCAUCGAGAGGCGGGCGCCUGGCGCGAUUGUCGUCCGGCGUAUUGCGCAUGUCUUAAAAUUUUAAACAUGUUACGCAUCUCAGUCACCCGUCUACCGCUUCUUAAAGUUCAGCAACCCUGAGAAUAUUGACAAUUCAAUGGUUAGAAUCUACUGUUAAUUAAAAUGUAGGAACCAGAGGCAAUCAUAAAUCAGUCUGUCAUGAUUUCGUGAAUCUGUAUUAAUUGUGUAGAUUUUUAGAAAAACAGCUUACGUUUUUAUUAAAGCCUUCUUUAAAAUUCAUGGCCUUGUAUUUAAGAUGAUAAAACUUAAAUUAGCUGGACUGCCAAACCACGCCCUAGUAUUUGGACAUCUAAAACGGUGAGCCCCUAAACUGAUCUUUCACAUAUUAUCCUAGUCUCAUGUGAUAUACCAUUUCAUCUGUUCAUCUCAGUAUUGAUAAACGUUUUUUUCAAUUGAAAAGAGCUAACCCUAACAUUUUUAGUUCCUAAGUCCAACAGAAUCUUAACUAAUCAAGUAAUAUUUUAUUACGAACUAUUCCAGAUGAGUACUAAACAAUAACAAAUACAUGUACCAUGCAAGUCGAAUUUUAGCCAUAAAUUGGAAAAAGCGUCAGUAUCGAUCUAAUAGGUUACAUACCAUGAAAACUCAAAUUAAUCCUAUUGAAACUUAGGGCUUUGAAACAAAUUUUUUAGCCUCUCCUGGUACUGUCUUAGCCAAAAGGUCACCAUUCUUAGAACAAAAUAAAUUAUGUGCCAAAGAUGCCUUAUCUCUCGUAGCAUGGUGAAGAUUUUGUUUUGCCGGAUAUUCUUAAUACAUAAGAACUUACAAGGAAAAAGUAGUGAGGAUUAAUAUUGCAAAUCUGCAGCUCCGUUUUUCUUGCUUUUUAGUUCUUCUUUACCAAGUGAUUUGCAAAUAAUAAGCUAAGGUUCGGUUUUAACUGUUUUAAAUCUUGCGAAUCAGGGAUUUGUUGAAGAUCAGGAGCAAAAUUUAAUACCCUGGAGCCAUGUGCACCAUGGAGAUUUUACUUUUCAAUAAAAGUAUUGCAACAUAUUUCUGACCAAAAACAUUGCAAUCCUACAUAACAUACUGUAGCUCACGUCUGUUAUUGAGUGAUAGACUAGUGCAUUAAACGAUUGAUUUGACUUCAGUCUUUUGGCUUCUCCUGGUCUCAUCAUAACCGUUUUCUCUCCCCUUUUCGAUAUAUUACGAUUUUCUUGCUUGUAAAUAUGAUGUCUAUAUAAUCCCUGCACCUUAAUUUAGUAAUGCACAGUGAAUUGUUUUCUCCCUUAAGCAAAACAUAUGAAUCCGGGUAAUACACCGCCAGCAGAUCUAUUAAUGGUUGAAAGUUGUUCUAACUUUUACUAUACUUUUCAUAAUUUGCCGUCCAGAAUUGUGUUCGCUGGGAGAAAACAUUAUAACUUAUCAGGCAUUGUUGCAUGAUAUCAUUCAAUUUCGUUUGGCUGUAUGAAUACCGUUUGUCUAUCCUAUGUUCUGUAUUUUUUUAUUUUUUGUUUACUUAUAUUGGCGUAUUCAACGUAUCACCAAUCUUUUGUCAGUUUCUUAUCAUAACAGAUAAGACGCGAAGUGCUAACAGAAUCAAAUCACUACACUAGCUUUCUGCAACCUUCCGGUGGUUUAAGAAAAUCUAAUUAAAGUGAACGCUACAUAACGGUAAUAAUUAUAUAAAGAUUAUGAAACUAAGCGAAGCGAACCCCUACGGCCUCUUAAGGCGUAUUUAUUGUCACGUAUGUACACAACUCUCCCGAGGCACAUAUCGUGAAUUUCAAGGCUGAUAUCGUCUUUAUCUUUACUUGCUUCUCAAUCUCAAAAGCUGGGCCCUUGAGGCUUAAAUAUCAAUUUGUAAUUCACGAGCACGAUCAUCCACACGCACACGGAAAACGAAUUAUUCUGCCCCUUCGACUACCUUUGUCGAAAUCUUUUCAUCGUGAUCACGAACGCCAAGCUUUGAAAUUAGAAACGUUGUGGUUAGUAAUGUUAUCUUUCAAAGGCCUAAGCCGGCUAGAAGAUGAAAAAAUGAAAAUAACGAUUAUUUGUAAUACUUGUGAUCUGCUUAAAACAUGGAAUGUAAAACCUUAGGAAAAUGAACUUGUCUUUCUAUCCUAAAAUUAUAAUAAAGAUGAUGCCUUUAUCUGAGCAUAGCACGAGGGAUUUCAGUCAUCCUUCAUAAGAUUAGGAUACACAGAUUUAUAAAGUUUAGCUCGAACGUGGUUAAAUAAACUGUUCGCUAAGGAGGAAAAAACCAUAAUCUAUUCUUGUCCGCAAAAAAAAAGCUCAAAUGAACUACCUUGUAUAAAAAUGAGUGAGAAAUUGACGGGUGAAAGAAUUUCAUUUAAUUGCAACAGUACAUAAAUUCAAGAUUCUGCAAAUAUGAUAGCAAAUGUUUAGCAAAUUGCAACAGUUGCUAAAUAUGUGAGCAAAAUAUUUAUGUUUAGAUAUUAUAACUGAACAAUAUUGGUAAUUAUAGCCCGAAAUAGCUUGUGCCUGUUUUAACCUCUACACUGAAUCACUCUCAUCAACUUGUAGAACAACCUAUAUAAAACAAGUGUUUUUUUUAUGUUCGCGCAUGUGCUCUUUUUGUUUUGAGAUGCAUAUAAAAGCGAAUACUAAGGGGAUCACAUUUUUUUUACUUUUCCUCUUCAGUUGGUAUUUAAUAUACCCUCGUUUUCCUUUAAACUAAAAUACAUGACAUUAACACUUCUAUAACUAAAGUAAAUUUUAAAAAAAUCUUUCAUAAAAUAUUAGGAAGAACAGGAAUACAGUUAACCAAAGCACUUCAUAGCAGAGGUCCUUUGAUUUGAAUUUUCUUUAAAAUAGUUUAGUUUUUUUUUGGAAAAGGUUACAUGGCAUACAGCUAUAGUGUCUGACAAUUAAGAGAGUUCACAUUUUUAAGAAUAUAGUGACUUUUAUUCUCCAUGAUUGUCGAAUGACAAAGCACUGAACAGAAUCAAAGGUUUUUGCCAUCCGCAAGCUUAAAAGGUUAUGACAUUAAGCCCAAACAAAAAAUCAAGCAUUGUAUAAGUCUAUAAUGCUUGGAUUAUAACGAUAUGCAAGGCAUGAACAUUUUUACUUCGUCUUAUAACCGUCUUUAUAUGAUUUGAAAUCAAAUAUAAGAAAAACAACGCGUUUCAAAGGCUUAAACUUUUUUAAGUAGCUCUUGCUGCCAGAGAUUUCUAACUAAAUUCGGAUCGAGCCGCUUAAACCUUAAAAUAAAACUUAAUGAAAUUGAUCUCUUUUUUAACCUGUUACAUUCUGACUCAUUAGGUUUAACUGUUAUCAAUUAUUCAUGUUUCGUUAGUGGUAACUUUAAAAAGUUUUUCUUUUAUUUUUAGAGCUUAUCAGAGGGCUCAAAUCGAAACCUUUCGGUUAUCUUGAUUAGGGAAUUUAGUAGGUGUUAAACACCCGGGGGGUACUCUUGGGAAUAGUUGUUUAAGGGGAGGGGGCAGCUGUACACAGGCUACCCAAAUUUUAACGUACAUGGAAGAUUUUUUAUCUGCAGUAUCUCCAGUAUUAUGUGGGUGUUCAUUGUAACUGCGGCCCUUAGACCUAGGCCAAACGUCGAACUUUUCGUGAGAAGAACCAAAUUUAGUGAGUUAAGUUCACGAAACGUUCGACGUCCUGCUCUUCAGUUACUGAAGUUCGUCUGUAUGAGUUUGGAUCGUCCAACACGUAACAGACGAAUAGAACGUGUGAAGAUCGUCUCCGCGACAAUUCUGUCAACCUUCACAUACGACGAACUACACUUAUAGAUCAAACAUUUGUAUCAUAAUUAGUAUAUUUAGCUUCAUUCGGUUCGACGCGUCCUAAAAGAUCGACUUCUGACCCAACACGACGAUCUUAACUUAAUUUAGGUCGACUCAAAUUAGAGUUGGUUCGUCCCAUGAAAAGGUGGACGUUUGGCCUAGACCUUACAUUUUGCUGAUUUCUGUUCAUUCUUCAGGUCUUCUCGGUUUUAUAAAGAAACUUAACACCCAUUUCUACCAGUUACAUCCUUAUGAAGUGCCAUACCGGCCUCAUGUAACUCCUGAUGAGGUCAGGAACAGUUUUAAAGCGUUCGAUCCAGCCCCGUCCAGUAUCAAGAAGAUAACAGACACAUCAAAGGCAUUAUUGAAGGAACUCAAGACGAUAAACUUUAAAGCAGAGCUGAUGAAAGCUAGAGAAGUGAAAGCAGUGGCGAAAAUGAAUCAUUUUCUGCAGCAUAGUUUUGGAAAUGUGUAUGAUUUUGACUAUUAUUCAGGUAAAUAAAAAAUCGCGAAUAGUUUAUCUCGUGAAAGCGAAAUGAAAGUUUAUAUUACGAAAUUGUGGCAAAACUGAAGGCGCAUAGGUCAUUUUUUGAAGUUUUUGAAAAAAAACUCUCUUUAAAGAAAAUGAUUCUAGAGUUUUCGUAGUCCGCCUUCAUAAGUGAAAAUCAAGUGGUGUUCGUUAAGAUAGACUGGAAUUGCGCCACUAAGCAACGAGAUGUAAAGUUAAAAAUUUGAACCAUUCUUUUGGUACCUCCUCACUUGGGUAGCAAGCGUUUCUGCGCGAGUUGGUUGCUUUCUCGAGUAAGAGUGUCGGGUGGGGGGAUCAGAGACGAUAAGCCUGACGUCAAAGCCUCCACUCGGAGCACCUGACCCCAAAAAGGAGGGCGACGCAUCCUCUGAACGAGUGACCUUUGUCUUUUUCGGCAUCUUGACAGAACUGGUCCCUCGCUAGAAGACUGAUCAUAUUUUUGCUUUUGUUUUCCUUGUUAUUUUAAGGUCAGUGGAUGCUGGGACCCAACCGAUUCUGCUACACGCAAGUCAUUGCUAGGUUACCAUACCAUUUUCGCGCAUUCUUGAAGAAGCUUUCUCCACACACAGUGGAAGACUUGGAGACCAUAAUAGACGCUUUGAAAAGCUUCUCAAGAGGAAUUCGGCAAUAUCACGAAAAUGUCAAACUGGGGGUAAAAACUGGAAUGGUUGGAUCGAUCGAGGAGUGCAAAGUAGGAUUGCACUGUCUCAGCCAGGUCUACCCUAAAAUAGCGGAGGGAUUCAGGGAAGAAGACGUCAUACUAGAAUCCUUUCGAUAUCCCUUUUUGACUCAUCAGUUCCUAAUGCGAUUUGAAAACGCUUCAGGGAUGUGGUUCAAAAAGCACGGAGUCCAUUUAGAACAGGCAAUGGUAGAGAGCCUGAUAAGCCAUAUUGGUGUCCCUUUAGCAAAUUUGUUCAAAUACUUGGCGGAUGAUCACUUGAAACAUUGCGUGCCAAGUAAUGCGUCCAGCGGACUCUUCAAUCGCCCGGUUCGUUAUGUGUACAAAAAUGGAGUCCCUAAUGUAUCUCAGCCUGCGAGCAGGCGCCUUCCUACUGGGGAGUUGAUCGAUGGAAAGUCUGGGUACGAGAGAACGAUGCGCUUUUUUACCACAACCAACGACACCGCUGGUGAGUGACGACACGUUCGCCAUCUUUCCUCUGUUAUGAGCCUCUUUUUCGUUUUGAAACAUUAACUAUAAAGCAAGAAACUAUAAUCAGAUUUAGCAUGUCCAACUUCCUUUCCAGGUGGUAAGGGUCUUUUUCUUAAAGAAAAUCUGGAAAGCGAGAUUAAGCAGAGAAGGAAACGAUCGCAAGUCUAGUGCAAUUCGACUAGUUAUAAGGCAAGGGUUCGAGGCGAGAAGAGACGGUACUAAGAACGACUGGGGAGAGUAGAAAGUAUGAUCAAUGGCAUGGGCAUAAGGCAGAGCUAACGAGAGAGUAAGAGAAAGAGAAUUGAAAUCUUUUCCUUCCCCCUCAAAAAAAUCGCGAUGCUGCAAUUCUCGGUUGACCUUGACAGCUUGCAAAGAACUAUAAAACAAUGAACAGAAACAAUGCCUCUAUUCCCCCUCUCUUUCCACAAAAAACUUAACUGCUACUCGUUAAGACGAAAGAGUUACUGCACUGCUGUACUGAAUGAAAUCACCUGCUCUGGAAACUACAAGACAAAUACUGCAAUCAUUUUAACCCUUUUUUGUUUUUCCUUCAUGUACGCUCAAAGAAUCUGUCCACCAGCUGGGCUGGUCCAUGCUGAGGUCUCUUUAUCCCAAAGCCGUUGACAUCGCAAAGACUUUAACAGGGAAGGAAAACACGAGCGAAGCCGUGAGAUUAUUCCGCCAGUUUAUUCAUUCACCAUCUAUGUACUUCAAUGAAGAACCCUUCCCUAAAAACGAAUCAAAUGGUAAAGCGCACAGAAAGUGCAACAGCGAAGCGGGUGAGUUUACUCUUUAAUUGUAUACUCUCCACACUGGUCUCCAUACUUUUUUAUGGUACAGUGAAACCACCGCUUUACGGAAAUCCUCUUAAUACGAACACCCGUAUAUAACUCAACUCGCCCGAUGUAAGAGAAUUCGGAUCCCGGAAUCCGCGAUAUUUUUGUUUGCGGAAUUUCGGAAUCCUGUGCAUUGGAAUCCGGAUACAGCUCAGGGAAUCCGGAGUCCCACUAACGAUUGCAAUCCAGAAUCCAAGUUCCACUGACUGAAAAUCCGGAACUAGUACCUGGAAUCCGGAAUCCACGGCGUGGAGUCCACAAUCCUAAACUGUCUUGGAUUCCUUUACAUAGGGCGAUAUAUGACAGUUUAAUUUGUCCUGAUAGAAAGCCCAUAUUAUAUUUUGUAAAAUUACCCCGCUUAACGCGGACACCAGGGAAACGGACACUCUUCUGUGCUCCAAGUCAGAAACUUUCAUAUAUCCUCUAUCCUGCUUUACUUACAUUAGUUACCUGCCCUCUGUCUUUUUUAUUGUUACAAUCAUGUGCUAAAUCUAAAUCUAAAUCUAAUACUGUGCAAAUUUCGCACAUGGGAUAUAUGUGCACAGGGAAAGGUUAGCAGUUAUUUAGUCAUAGUAAUGGCUUUUACUGAUUAAAUCGUUAAUGUCUUGAUAUCUUAUGCUAAAUUUAGACAUUGUAUCAAGUUAAAUGAUGAUAAAUUAAUACAAUUUUGUUAUGUAAACACUAGUAUCUGAACCACAAGCACAUUUUUUUCUCUUCAACCUAAACAGGCGUGCCUAAAUAACUUUAACUGACACAGCGGAAAAUUUCCAUGUAAGGAAGUCCUCGGCAAUGUAUACGAUAUUGUACGCCACCCGAAUAGUUGGAAAGGAUUUUCGUUAUAACACAUAGUGACCUUUUGUGAUCUAUACCACAGAUGGAAUUUUUCUUAUGCACAUUCUCUUUGUCUAUUCAGGGGCCCGUAAAUUCUGUCCACGCCGUUAUGCCGCCAUGCAGCGCUGGUUCGAGUUUUCGCGUAGCACUCUCAGCCAACUAGAACCCAAGCUACUACAGAUGUUUUACUGGCCCCUAGGCCCCCUCAAGACUACACCUGUCUGCCCAGUUGAGGUGGCCAUAAACUUCACGCCGACCACUUCAGCUCAGAGUUACACCUCAAGUUCCCGAAGCUGCAGCCGACCGGCUUGGUUCCGAAUGCCUUUCUUUUUAGACCGCAUGGGUCCGAAGUAUUCCGAGUGGACUACGAGCGCUCACGAAGCCAGGCCGGGGCAUCAUCUUCAGUCCCAGGGACACGUGGAAAAUUUUCUGUAAGUUGAAUAGUCAUUACCCUUGAAAUGGUCCUCUUCGUUAAUUUCAUUCGUUUUAGCAAAGUGAUGAAAGUUCGAAAGUUUGAUUACUCCAUUUACAUAACGAGUUUUUCGUGGUUUUAACUCAGCUGGUAAGAUCGAGGUUUCGUGGUUUGCUUCCUCACAGACGGUGGACCAGCGCGACUGGUGAUCUUUUCCCUCGCGCCCGCGUCCCUCUCGAGCGUCCUUAUCGCCCGCCCUCUUUGCAUGUCUCAAUCUCCCCUUUCCCUUCAACUGACUGAUCUACAGUAUUUGGCACGGUAGUGACUUCUUAAGUUCUUCUUGCAUAUAGUUCUAUGUAAUAAUUCACGAAAUGUGUUGUUCUUUAGGGACUGGUGUGGUCCAUUAGUGAGCGCGUUGGUAAAGACCCGAUAUAUUGCUUACUCAGAGGGGUGGGCACUGUACGCAGAGAAUCCUCUUAUUUCCAUGGAAACUGGUAAGAUCACACCGACUGUUGUUGUAAGUUUUCGUAUAAAAGUGCAGUUUAACUUGGUUUUCGAUGGGCAAGAUGUGAAAUAGCUAAACUUGAAAAGUUAAGUUGUUUUGUUGUCUAGUGAUCCUGCAACGAAAUCAAUAUUAGACAAUGAAACGCCUUGUUGUUGAUGAUCAUGUUGUUGUUUUGCCUGCAUUCCACCAAUUUCCAUCACAAACCAUCUCAACUUUUUCUUAGAUCCGCAAUUCCCAAAGGGGUAACUGGGUGGGAGCCCAUCAUAUGUCGAGAAUUUUACCCACGUUAACAGUUGAGUAGAUUUCCACGUAAUGUCAGUUUAUGGCUCUCUUAAUUCUUUGCUAAGUAACGUUUGUGAACUUUAAGGGUACUUUUCGGGUGAGGAGAAGCGAUGACCGGAAACACGUCAUCGUUCGCAUACCAGAGGAGGUCUAAGUGUACAUAUAUAAACCAUUUCAGUGACACGUCUCUGUUGCAAAGUGCAUAAGAAGAACCAAACAGUUGUAAUGUAAGGUGUUAUAUACACGAGCAACUCAUUAGAAAUUAAAAACACCAUUUUGGAACGUUCAAGAAAACGUCUACUCGUCUGUUUUAGACAACAAACACCGUACGUAGCCAUUUGUUUCGGGACAUUUCAUUUGUUUAUCCGCACUCUCUCCCCCACCCACCACCCUAUGAAAGGCUAUCCUAUGUAGUUUUUGUUGUCGGCACCAUUGAAGAUUGCAUCCGAGGGUACCAAAAUGUUGUCGGCGCCAUUAAAAAAAAAAUUAUAAAGGCCUCCUUUUAUUGCUUAUAGUGGUGGCGGGGGGAAGGGGAGCUGAAAAAAAUGGAAUGGCCAAUUUUAUUUUGAUCCCCCCUCCCCGCCCCCCACUUUUUACUUCGCUCCGCCGCGGCUGAGUACUGUUUGUUAAGUACGUUUUCAUAUCUGUCUUUCCCUUCUUCCUCAGAUGUAUAUGAUGAAAAUCCACUGAGAUUCUAUGGAAUGCUAAAAUGGCAAAUAUGGCGCGCUUUGCGCCUCAUUGUGGACACCGGACUUCACUUCAAGGGCAUGUCACGUGAACAAGCAAUUCAGCUCUUCAGGCAUUAUGCCUGGGACGACACCGACGUGGCGGGAAAAGAGGUGACGCGAUAUCAGAGUGGUCCUGGACAGGCGACGGCGUACAUGAUCGGUCAGCGGGCUUUUAUAGAAAUGCGCGAAAAUGCUGAAAGAAGACUGGGCUCAAAAUUUGACAUACGGGACUUUCAUUAUCACUUACUAUCACACGGACCUGCUCCGCUAAGUUAUAUCGCGAAACGAAUUGACAAUUACGUGGAGUGUACAUUAAACAAGACUUAUCCUGGAUGCCAAGGAUAUUUUGCCUUUGAAUAUGAGCGAACGCUUUUUAGUCAGGGCCAAGGAUAUAAUUACGGCAUUCAGUGGGAUCACUUAGAGGAAUUUUAUUUUCCUCCCGAGAUUCAUGAAUUGUAA
Messenger RNA from Porites evermanni, 13634 nucleotides. The record is from the annotation of a GenBank genome assembly. Lineage: Eukaryota; Metazoa; Cnidaria; Anthozoa; Scleractinia; Poritidae.